Messenger RNA from Magnolia sinica, 2017 nucleotides. Its product is annotated as FRIGIDA-like protein 3. The transcript is spliced from 4 exons. Lineage: Eukaryota; Viridiplantae; Streptophyta; Magnoliopsida; Magnoliales; Magnoliaceae. The coding region runs from base 168 to 1778 and encodes 536 amino acids. The record is from RefSeq and is a predicted model, not a curated record.
AGUAGGAAGGUAUUUCUGGUUAUAAAAGGCUGAGACGCCAAAACAAGAGCCCUUCUUUUUCGUAUGAUGGUGUCGGGUCCUCAUACACGAGCUCUCUCUCACCGCCAUUGCUUUUCCUUCUUCUUCCCGGACCACACCCAUUCCCCUUAAAAACUGGCUCCUUUACCAUGGCUGAUACGCAAUCAGUUGCUACGCUCAUCGAGUUUACAACUUCUAAGAUACAACAACUUCAGCAAGCAUUUGCUGAACUUGAAAGCCAUAGUGCCAUAUCUCUGAAUCUGAAAUGGAAAGAACUUGAAGAACAUUUUCAUGGGUUAGAGACUUCAUUAAAAAAGAGAUUUCAUGAGUUGAAAGAUCAGGAGAAAGAGUAUCAAAUCAGGGCUUCCGAGGCUCAGGAGAUGUUGGAGAAGCGCGAAGCCAUGGUUAUGGCUAAAGAGCAAGCUUCAUUAGAGCUUCUACAGGAGAAAAGAGAUGCUGCUCUCUCUGCUAUCGGGGACACACUCGAGAAAUACAAGAAGGCAGCAUCAGAGCCUGUUGCUAAUGGUAUGAGCAAUGGCAACGCGGAUGUUAUUGUGGAAGAUAAGCUGGACAUGAAGGAUACUGAAGCCAGCCCAGGAGAUACAAAGCCUGCCGUAAAUGGCAAUGUGGAAGUCAAGCCUCGUCCUCAGUUGGUGAAACUGUGUGAAGAAAUGGAUGCAAAGGGUCUCCACAACUUUAUUUCAGACAACCGUAAAAACCUUGCUGUGAUACGGGAGGAGAUGCCAUUUGCAUUAAAGAGUGCAACAGACCCAGUCUGCUUGGUUUUGGAUUCUUUGGAAGAUUUUUACCGCAUGGAAAUCCCAUCACUGGAUGGGAAGAGGGAUGCAACCCUUUUGGGCCUCCGCAGAACUUGUAUCAUGUUGAUGGAGUCUCUCGUUUCAUUGCUAACGGGCAUUGAGUCAGAUUCUGUAAUCUCAUCGGAUGUUAAAAAGCAAGCGAAAAAAAUUGCUGACGACUGGAAGCCAAAGUUGGACAUUCUUGACACCGAUUCCAGCAGUGGGAACUCUUUGGAAGCUCAUGCUUUUCUGCAGCUUUUAGCCACUUUUGGCAUUGCUUCUGAAUUCGAUGAAGAUGAGAUAUGCAAACUCAUACCAACUGUUUCCCGACGCCGUCAAACAGCUGAUCUAUGCCGCUCACUCCGUCUGUCAGGGAAAAUGCCAGGGGCGAUUGAAGUACUGGUAAAUAGCGGAAGGCAACUUGAGGCUGUUAACCUGGCAUUUGCAUUUGAGCUCACGGAGCAGUUUGCUCCCGUGCCAUUGCUGAAGUCUUACUUGAAGGAAGCAAGGAAAGCUUCACAGGUGAAACCCGGAAACACAUCGCCAGGUGCCCAGAAUGAAGCAAAUGACCGAGAGCUCUCUGCUCUCAAGGCCGUCGUCAAGUGCAUUGAAGAACAUAAGCUUGAGGAACAGUACCCUGUCGACCCACUUCAGAAGCGGAUUCUCCAGCUGGAGAAGGCCAAGGCCGACAAGAAAAGGGCAGCCGAAGCUGCAAAGCCACAAUCCAAGAGGCCCCGCGCCAACGGAGGCAGUUACGGGCCCCGCAUCAUCACUAACAUCCCCGACAAGAGCUUCUACAGAGUGCCCGAAAGAUACCCAUACAUGUACGACAGGCCAUACAUGUAUGCCCCCGAAAACCAUGGUUCGCCGCUGCUGGCUCCAGCAGCUCCCUACAACAUCUCACCCAGCCAUGGAAGCUAUUACGGAAAUGGGUAUCAGUAUGCAGCCCCAUACAUACACUAGUGGUGGAAGAGGCGGCAAUGGCGGAGUUUGGGAUUGUUUACUUGUUAGUAACAGGUAGGUUUUUAACCCCCUUUGGAUGUUGUUAGUGUACUUGAACGUGUUUGGACAGACUUGAGUAUUUCAGAGCUGGGAAGCUUUUGUUGUUAUGUUGUAAGUGUUUGUGGGAUUGUGUGAGUUGGGAAGCAAAUGCUGCUGAUCUUCUCUAACAAACAGCUUAUAUCUAUCGUUUCUAAUGUCUA